CAACAUGGCUCGUCUAACAAUCUUAGCCGGGCUGUCCCUUUUGAUGUGUCUCCAGUUGGUGUCUUCAACCAAACUGGUGUGCUACUUCACCAACUGGUCCCAGUAUAGACCAGGUGUCGGCAAAUAUUUGCCCGCCAAUGUGGACCCCAACCUCUGCACACACUUGAUCUACGCAUUUUCAAUCAUCAACCCUUCCAACGAGCUGGCACCCUAUGAGUGGAAUGAUGAUGUUCUCUACAAAUCCUUCAAUGAGCUGAAGAACACAAACCCUAGUCUGAAGACUCUGCUGGCUGUCGGCGGGUGGAACUUCGGAUCAACACAAUUUACCAUCAUGGUUUCAUCCAAGCCCAACCGCCAGAAAUUCAUCCAGUCUUCUAUCAGAUUUUUGAGACUGCAUGGCUUCGAUGGGCUGGAUCUGGACUGGGAGUAUCCCGGAGCACGAGGCAGCCCUCCAGAGGACAAGAAGAGGUUCACAGUCCUCUGCCAGGAAUUACUCGCCGCCUAUGAAAAGGAAUCCACUGAAACCAGAAAACCACGGUUGCUGCUCACAGCUGCAGUGGCUGCUGGGAAGGCAAACAUCGACAAUGGAUAUCAGAUUGCUAAAGUUUCAAAGUUUUUGGACUUUAUAAAUGUCAUGGCUUAUGACUUCCACGGAGCAUGGGACCCGUUCACUGGUCACAACAGCCCUCUGUACCGUGGCUCUGCCGAUCAGGGCGAAAACAUCUACUACAAUGUGGACUUUUCCAUGAAAUACUGGAGGGACCAAGGAGCUCCUCUUGAAAAGCUCUUAAUCGGUUUUACUACAUAUGGACGCACAUUUCGCACAACACCAGCAGGUAACGGUGUUGGAGCGCCAGCCAGCGGAGCAGCCGCUGCCGGGCCCUACACCCGGGAAGCUGGGUUUUGGUCCAACUAUGAGAUCUGCACUUUCCUCAAUGGAGCCACUGUGGCUUGGGACAGCGACCAGAAAGUUCCAUAUGCCGUCAAACAGAGUGAGUGGGUUGGAUAUGACAACAAAGAAAGUUUUGCGACUAAGGUCAGUUACUUAAAGGAAAACGGAUUCGGAGGAGCUUUUGUCUGGGCUCUGGACUUAGAUGACUUUAACGGGCAGUUUUGUGGACAGGGAAACUAUCCCCUCAUCAGCUCCCUCCGCUCUCUUAUGGCCACAGAUCCUUCUCCCGCUCCUACAGGAGAAACCACCCCAAAUCCAGUGACUCCGUCUACAAACCCAAAUAAGCCUCAGCCCACCACUCGUCCCACCCUCCGCCCCAGCCCUCAUCCCAAACCAGAUAAUUUCUGUGCUACAAAGCCUGGUGGGGUUUAUGCCAAACCUGAUGCCCCAGGAUCCUUCUACAACUGUGGCCACGGCGUCACCUGGAUCAUGAACUGCCCGGCUACUCUGGUCUUUAGGGACAGCUGCAAAUGCUGUGGCUGGCCCUAACAGCUGGCACAUUCAUUUAUUUUACAGAAGAGUGGGGUCCAGGUAGAGACGGUAGGCAGGGCAGCAGAAUCUACGAUCUGAUAGCUUUUUGGAGAGUCGGAGCUACAGCCCAGCUGAUUGGGAUGAUAGCAGCUUUGUUCCUGACACCUGCACACCAGAUCUCCCCCAUGUAUUCAAGCAGAGACACACAAACGGAUACAGAGGGGGGGGGAGGGAGGAGGCUAGGCAGAGGGCCUGACAGGGCAUCUGAAAUGAAUUUAAAGAAGAUUUCUCCUUGCUUUUCCACCAGCUGGUGGCUCCCUAGGUCACCGCCCAGCUCAGUUUUGCAUACAUACUGACGUGGAACUAGUGGCCCUGUUUAAAAUACCAAAGAUUUUUUCCAACUUACACAGCAAACUGCUGCAUAAUUAUGUAGAUGUCACAGUGGCAAUCAGUGACUAGGCUGUUGUUGUGGGAAGUUAACCUUUAUAGUUGCACCCUCAUUAAAUGAUGCCUGACAUUAAAAUC
Messenger RNA from Notothenia coriiceps (black rockcod), 1948 nucleotides. RefSeq names its product acidic mammalian chitinase-like. The transcript is spliced from 15 exons. NCBI's taxonomy places the organism in Eukaryota, Metazoa, Chordata, Actinopteri, Perciformes, Nototheniidae. Gene Ontology annotation, cellular component: extracellular region. Bases 5 to 1441 code for a protein of 478 amino acids. Gene Ontology annotation, biological process: carbohydrate metabolic process. Gene Ontology annotation, molecular function: hydrolase activity, hydrolyzing O-glycosyl compounds; chitin binding. The record is from RefSeq and is a predicted model, not a curated record.